UCCUGCCACAGGGGACCCCGAAAAUACCACACAUGAGGUGGUGUCCUCUCCUUUGGAAGUGCCAGUCUCCAUUGUGCACAGAAACGGGACUGAAGAGCUUCUCUCAUCUCAGCCAUAUUCCAGGGAGAUGGGUUUUACCAUGGAAAAUUUCAUAUCCUCCCUGGCCUCUCAGGAGCCUUGUUACACUUACACUCCUGUGGCUUUUUGCAUCAUCCUUCCUUCUCCUCCUUCCCGCCAUCCUUCCCUUUGUCAGGAAUCUCUCUUCUAAAUGAAAACAACCCAGCCAAACCAUUACUACUCUCGAGCAUUCCUUGCAGCUGAAUGUACAUUUCCAUUUCCUAAAUCCCAGAGUACAACCGAGUUGAUCCUUCAGCAACGUGAGACGCUGCUUUUUCACAAACCCUCUGCCGGCACACAGCGAAGGCUAAACCCAGCGAAGGAGGAGCAAGGUGAGUCUGGGAGAUCAGAGAUGAAGAGAUGAAGAGAUGAAGAGAUGAAGCCCCGGGGCUGCUGCUCCCUGCCACCCCCAGCUCUUGUUGUUCAGGGCGUCGCUUUUGGCGGAGAACGAGCGAGCGCUCACGUGGCGUUGGCGGGGCUCCUUUGCUGUGGGUUUAUGGGAAGGUUUGUAGAUCCCACAGUGUUGCCUGGUGUUUUUCAGCUAAUUAAACAGCGUGCUGCAUUUUUAUCUGCCCCUUGCCGUAGCCAUGCCAUCCAGGGCCACCCGAUACCCCUCUCCAGGUUGGGUUACACGGGCUGUGGCCUUGAUGCAGCGCGCAGCGGCCGGCUGGAAACCCUCCCCGAGCAGAGAGGCUCAGCAGACUCUGAGUUUGAUAAUGAAGAAGGAAAACAGUUUUGCUUUUAACUAUGACUUCUCAGGAAGAGGUUCAAGAGACAAAUCCCACUACUGGAAGUCUUGAAAUCAUCUCCGUUACAGAAGAUGAACCGCCAGUACCACAAAUUCAGUUUACCUUCAAAAGAUUUUUCUUCAUACCACAAGCAAGAGUGGACCCGAGUGCAGAUGGAUCUGGAGAUAUUGAACCACCUUCAAUGUGCCAUGCUCUUGUCUCCCUAAAAUACUUCCCAUAUAUCUGUGGUUUAUUCCUUGCAGUAAUCCUAGCAGUUGCCAUUGGUCUGGGUGUCCAGUACAACUGCAUUGGGAAGUUUCGCUGCCGUUCAUCCUUUAAGUGCAUCCAGAAAUCAGCCAGGUGCAAUGGUGUCUUCAACUGUAAAGAAGGGGAGGAUGAGUACAGAUGUGUCAGGCUGAGUGGGAAGAGGGCAGUGCUGCAGGUGUUCACCUUCGGCUCCUGGCGCACCGUCUGCUCCGACGACUGGAGGGCAGAGUAUGGCAACAGCACCUGCAGGCACCUGGGCUUCUCAAGUUAUGUGAGUUCAGGUUACCUGCCCGUGGAUGCAGUUGAAAAACAGUUCCAGAGACAUUUCGUGUCCCUCAGCCACUGGUUCUCAGCAGAUCAAGUGACAUCCCUGCACAAUGCCACCAACCUCAGGGAGGAAUGCACUUCUGGCAAUGUGAUCAUCUUAAAGUGUUUGGCGUGCGGGACUCGGGCCAGCUACGGGCCGCGCAUCGUGGGGGGCAACGCGUCGUCACCGCGGCAGUGGCCGUGGCAGGUCAGCCUGCAGUUCCAGGGCCACCACCUGUGCGGGGGCUCGGUCAUCACCCCCCUCUGGAUCCUCACGGCCGCCCACUGCGUCUACGACCUGUACUUGCCGAGCUCAUGGAGUGUCCAGGUUGGUUUUGUGACUCAGCAGGACACCCAGGCUCACCCCCAUUCAGUGGAAAAAAUCAUUUACCAUCGGAAUUAUAAACCCAAGACCAUGGGGAACGACAUAGCCCUGAUGAAACUGGCAGCACCUCUUGCUCUCAAUGGUCACAUUGAACCAAUCUGUCUGCCCAAUUUUGGUGAACAUUUCCCAGCAGGGAAAAUGUGCUGGGUAUCAGGAUGGGGAGCAACUGUGGAAGGAGGUGACACCUCUGACACCAUGAAUUAUGCAGGUGUUCCUCUGAUUUCCAAUGCAAUUUGCAAUCACAGGGAUGUCUACGGUGGGAUCAUAACUUCUUCAAUGCUUUGUGCUGGUUUCCUGAAGGGAGGGGUGGACACCUGCCAGGGAGACAGUGGGGGCCCUUUAGCAUGUGAAGAUAUGAGUGUCUGGAAGCUGGUGGGCACCACCAGCUUUGGAGUGGGCUGUGCAGAGAAGAACAAGCCAGGGGUGUACAGCAGAACCACCUCCUUCCUGGACUGGAUCCACGAGCAGAUGGAGAGAGAAGAACUGCAGACCUGAGGGAAGUGGCUGUGCUCUGGGCUCCUGAAAACCCACACCACGCUCCAGCCCUGCAGAAGGACCCAGCCCACUCUUCUGGUCACCUGCUCUGAGCCCUGGCCCUUCACAGAGCGCCUUUCACCAUUUCUUUUUGUUGCUGGCAGCUGCACUUGAUGCAAACUGUUGCACAUUCAGCCUGUUUUGGGUGCAAGAUGCAGAUGGAUGAUCAGCACAUGUGUUUACUGUCAGCUACAGAUUUUACAUGGAGGGAAAAAGCUAAGACUGAUAACCCUGAAUGCUGUCACAAACAGUUCUGCAGAAAAAAGACUAGAAUAACUAUAGAUCAGGUUGCUCACUUUUAUUUUAGUACUUACCUUCCAAGAAGCAGACCAAAAAAAUACCUUUUUCCCUGAAAGUAUUCAUAUAGGUCCACAAGAGGUCUGUGCUCUGUUGCACAGGCAGCAGCAGCUUCCUUUGAAUCCAAAAGCAAGCAGGAAGCAGAAGGUUGGCACUUUUGACAAGUAUGUUCAACUCUUAGGAAAAAUAAUCUCUGAAUUCAAAUGUAUUAUCAUGUGUCUGUGAACAAAGUUCAUAAAAAUCAAAUUCUUCUGUGUUUUCCUGCAGUAAAUAGCUCUGAAAUGAGCAACAGGUUGUAACUUGACUUGAAAAUUCUGAGAUUACUGAACUUGAAUGGAAGAGGAGCUUCUUUAUGCCCUGCUUUCCCUUCUUUUCUCUGCUAAUGGGACAAUACAGAUCCCACACCCUUUGUGCCUCCUAGUGACAUCAGUGUGUGGAUGGACUGAUGCCAGCCAGACAAAGGACAAAAUACCUGAAUGCUGCUGUGUUUUCCUGAUUUCCAUUUUAAUACAACAGUCUCAGCUAUUUUCAGGCUGGAAAAUGCCUGAUUGUUUGACACUUGCCCUUUGUAAAACUCCCAGGGUGAAAGUUGUCAAUUUCAGAAUCGAUUGUCGAGGAUGGCGUGGGCUGAAUAAUGGAUAAUAUUGUCAGAGCUUUCCAAAAUCAGCCAAAAUUGAUCUUAUCAUCUGAUCAGGUGCUGGUGAUCUGCUUGAGAUGAGGUUUUGGAUGCAGUCUGCAUGCUUCUCAAUCAGUAUUUGCAUCACCAGUGGUGCAAGAAAGCGCCGGCAGAAUCAGAACUGGAUUUUUGCUGCAAUGCAUCGGGUCAGACCUGAGAGAAAACAGCAAACCCACAUGGACUGCCAGCCUCCACUUGGUUCUGUGGAUACAAACCUUGAUAUCACAGGACACUGCUCCAAAUUCACCCAGACUGAAGAAACUGCAGUGCAAUGGAAACACUUCCCAAGCCUUGCAUGUUGUUAAAAAGAAGAGGGAAUUGUUAUUGCAAAGCUGACACCAAAACUGGAAUUAAUUUCAACUGACAGAAGCAUGACAGAACUACAACAAAGUAUGUUGAACCCUUGGAUAGUUGAGACAUUUUCAGAAGAGUUUUAAUGUUUAUUGCUUGCUAUAAUGACAUUUUCACAGCCCAACACGGCUGAUAUUUUAGUAUUAUCAGCAGUCUGGUGAUGAGGGUGCUGCUCUUGGAGCUGACAGUGUUGUAAUUUCAUAUUUCUGAAAGGACACCUGAAAAAUUCCUUUAGAACUCUUCUGUUUCUAUAAAAAGGCUGUAUGAUAAGUAUCCAUUGUGGUCUACUUUUGUAUUAAAGAGAAAUCCAGUGUAAAAUGUGGAAAGCUACUGAAAUCUUCCCAACCAGAAGCCACACUGACCC
Molecule: messenger RNA, 4025 nt
Organism: Serinus canaria (Common canary)
Lineage: Eukaryota; Metazoa; Chordata; Aves; Passeriformes; Fringillidae
Gene: TMPRSS3
Product: transmembrane serine protease 3
Exons: 13
Coding region: 865-2298 (477 amino acids)
Biological process (GO): proteolysis
Cellular component (GO): membrane
Molecular function (GO): protein binding; serine-type endopeptidase activity
Source: RefSeq, a predicted model, not a curated record